Phytomonas sp. Hart1 is the source of this 1968-nucleotide messenger RNA. The record is from the annotation of a GenBank genome assembly. Lineage: Eukaryota; Euglenozoa; Kinetoplastea; Trypanosomatida; Trypanosomatidae.
AUGAGUAUAACCCUAGAAAGGGCAUGUCAGCAAUCACAUUCUCAUCAUACCCAAGGAAUUUCGGGUAUGCAAUCCACUCUAGUAUCUAAGUCUAUGUCGUUACAUUCAAGACCUGUCAACACAACGCCUUAUUUCGAACUUUCUAACCAUUCAGCAUGCGAACGCACGAAGUCUAAAAUUAACAGUUUUAACCUUUCUCCGCCUGUUGAAACAAGGCUGGAACUUGGGACACAAGAAAAUGAUGAGUAUGAGUCCCACGAUGAUGAUAUGAAAAUGGGAUCGGUGCGACUAUCGCGGCACAUUCCCCAAAGAGAAGGGAUGGAUAUGUCGCUCUCAGCUUUCAAUUUAAUAUGCAAUAUUUCAAAUUCCACCUACACUGGACCCACAGCUUCGGAGAUGUCGCAUCCUCAUGGCUCAUCCGUUCCUAUAUUCCUUGAUACAGCUACUCGGCAAGCUUUUUCAGUGUCCUCUACGCACACGCCUGUCGUUUCUUCAACUCUCACAAGCUUUUCAGCAGACUCACAUAUUUCAGAUGAUGAUCAUUACGCGGCCUCAAUUUACAAUGAUAUACUUGCCGAAAACCUGGCACUACACGGUGACAGUAAGUCCGGGGUCGCUCCAACUGGAAAAAAUAUUGACACGGAAGAGAACACAGGCUUAGGUCUUUUACACACUACGUCUGGUCGGCGUGGUAUUGGCGGUGAUGUAUUUCGUUUUGGCGUGAAUGCCUUUCACCAUAGAACCGGGAGCAGUUGCACAUCGAAGGGAGAUCAUAAUCGAAUAUCCUCCGCGGCGUCUCCCUGUCGACUGGAACUGUCAUCCCCGUCGUCAUUUUCAACGCGCAGAAAUCUAGCGAUUCGGCACUCUUUACACACUUCGUCGAGCUCUGGUCGACAACAGCGAGUACUAUUCACGAACCCUGAACGUAUUUUGGAUGCUCCGGGUUUUACCGAAACUGCUGCCCAGCUCAUUGACUGGGGUAGUAAUAAUAAGUUAAUUAUUGGCCUCAAGGACAGCCUCUAUUCCUGGGACGCGGAAUCCCGCACGGCGGCGAAAGUCCUUCAGCUGCAAGGCGAAAUGUGCAUCGGUAAUGUACAUUGGCUUCAUCGGUGUACCUGUAUUGCUCUCAGCACAGGCGGCGGCACAACAGCGAUUUAUGACUGUUGUAGUGGUAAUUUUGUCCGAGCGCUGCGCCUGCCUGCGGGGAUGGAAGUGACGUGCCUAGAUGUCAACGGACCUGUCCUCGCGGUGGCCUCGAACGGACCCACGGGUUGUACACAGGUGUUCGAUCUCCGCGCGAAGAACGCGCUGAUCGCCAGCUAUGAGGGCCACUCUGGACCAGUCAAAACCAUGCAGUAUUGCACAGCAGAUCCAUUUUAUUUAGCAACCGGAGGCAAAGAAGGUGACGUAUGUAUCUGGGAUUCUCGCCGCACAAAUCAAUUACGUUAUGCCUUUGAUGAAGUCCACAGAGGUCCCGUCUCAGCCAUUUGCUGGAAUCCUGAGAAAAGGAACAAACUCUUCACAGGUGGGAAGGAUGGUGUGCUGCGGUUGAUUGAUACCCAUGCAACACCGCGAACACAGGAAAACCAUCCCAUAGGAGGUGGAUAUGGCUAUUUUUCUCGACCGAACAUCUCAAGCUACGUGACCCAAGCAGUACAAACGCGAUAUCCCAUCUCAGGUAUCAUUGCACAAGGGGAGGAGGUGCUGACGUCACACGAUAAAAAAGGCCAGUUACAGCUCCGAAAAGUGUCAAACAUCCAUCUUACAGGUGUCUUCAGUGCCUUGGAUUGUACCGCCGGACUCAGUUGCAUGGUUCUGGCCCCCGAUCAAGAAUGCGUGUGCGCAGCACAAAGUAACGAAACGAUUAAGUUCUGGAGGGUGUUUAACAAAGGCGUUAAUAAACAAAGUUCUCAAGAAUUCGAACGAGAGGCAGGGUCUGAUUCUUAUCUUUAUGAACAACUUCGCUGA